CCUUGUCCCGAAAAGACUAGUUUACGCCUCGCCACGCACAUGCUAGGCGGGGCAUAUUAUUCCUGUUGCACCAUUAGUUCUCGGAUUCUUAUCUCAAAUUUCAGCUCCGAAUUUAUUAGUUUCGAUUUAGUAUAUAGGGAAGACAACUCAUAGGCUUCACCGUUGCAUGCGACGUCAACUUAUACUGGCCAUCCCCUUGAUUAACCGGAUGAUGAAGUACACCAUUCUUAUCAACAAGUCCGUUGUGGGCGAAGACAGUUUACGAUAAUCAUUAUCGACGCAUCAAAGAAAAAGUCAAUAGUAUCGAAAAGAUCGAACGUUGCCCCUUGCAGUUGGACACAUGGAUUACCUAAAGUGGAUAUCCUUUGGCAGGAAGGAAAAGUACGUGGCCGAUUCUCAGUACUGUCCGCUUAGUCCCACAGUUGAUACUAACAUCUAGAAGGUCGAAGGAUGAUAUAGCCAGCGUCGACAAUAUCAAAAAUGGCAGUAAGCUCGGAAAACGUAAGGGUUCAAUCCUAAGGAGGAGGUAUUUCUCGCCAAUGACAACAUCAUCGCAAUAUACUGUUGAUACUUGCAAGGAUGUCGCCAUUGGAUCCACAUUGGAGAUACCUGGGACCAAGACGUCCAUAGCACCACCAAAUGGGGCAAGCCUCCCAAAUAAAAGGAAGUCUUGGUAUGGUAAAUCAAGCAAAAAGUCCGAAGGAUGCAAACCUAGCUCUACAAAUCAGGACAGUCCCCGCGAUCAAACUGGAGCCCUCAAAGAUCUGAAGGUUACCACCCGACAAUCAACGAAACAUACACGGAAGGAAAUACAAAUACCUAAGACGUCUUCAGAAAAUCUCAUCUCAAUCAUCGUCACAUCACCAACAUCAGAUUGCGAUGGUCAAGAACAGGACUGGAGUUUUACCUCCAACCGUGCAUCAUCACUUUCAUUAUCAUCACUAUCCAGCACCUCCAGUCUUGACACCACUCGUCUCAUGCCCCCCUCAACAUCCACACCUAUUUCCACCACCCAAAGAUGCCCGAAAUCCAACGAAGCACCUGAAGUGAAAAAAUGGCUUAUCGGAUGCAUGAACCGCAAAGCCGAUACACUCCCUCGAAAACUCAUCUAUCGCAUGAUGGAUAUAUAUAACAUCAAAGAAAACGAGCUUGAUCCGAAGAUGCUGGAGAAACUUAGGGAGGGCAUUGAAGAUGAAGGGGUAGUAUUUCAAGUCGACGUAGAAAGUGGAUCUGAUAGUAAUAAAAAGGAGGAAUUUAAUGGAGUGGAAGCUUUACAAUCAUUGCGGACUUCUUUUCGUUCUCAGGUUCAGGGCGAGGGAAAGGAAAAGAGAACGGGGAAGAAUAUCUCGGGACAUCUCAAUGAUACGAUCACGACUAAACUAAAUUCCAAAAGCAGUAGCAGCAAUAAUAACAACAACACCAACAACCACAUAAAACCAACCCAACCCAAAGUAGUCCCAGGCACAAACCCAAGAGUCUGGCAAAACCCCUCAUCCCGCUCUAGAAAUUGGCCCACGACCAAUAUCAACACAUCUCACGGUGUUUCAUUCCCUUUCCCACCAUAUACACAUUCAAAUACACAUCCAUCCACACUCUCGAAACAACGCGCACUCUCCUCGAAAAAUAACUCCUCUUAUCUACAUAGCGUGAAUGGUUAUUCGAAAAGAGGGAAGAGGGGCUCAACGAUUUCUCUAAGUAGUAUUCCGGAACAUGGUGUUAGUGUGGGAUUUGAUGUUUAUGGGUUUGAUGUGAAGGGGAAGGGGAAUGGGAAUGGUAGAUGGGAACAGAGGACCGGGAGAUCGAGGAGGGCUUCUUGGGAUGUGGGGGGUUCGAGUGUGGGUGCAGGGGGAGGGGUAGGGAGGAGUGCGAGGAGAUGAUGGGAUGGAUGGAUGGAUGGUAGGGGUUAAUUGAGUGAAGGGUAUGGAUAUGGAAAUGUAAGAGAAGGAUGGAUAUAAAUAAACGGAUCAGGAUCGAUAGGAAUGUGCUCAUGAAAGCAACCAAGCAAGCAAGGAAGGAAGAUUAUUUAAUCGGGCUGGCUACAUUAUAUAUUCUUCGCUGACUGCGCAGGCGUAUUGUAUUGGUGCAUAUAUAUAUAUGUAGCUAAGGGUUUAGUAUUUAAUGUAUAUACAUUUAUUUUUUAUUCAUCUAU
Molecule: messenger RNA, 2149 nt
Organism: Sclerotinia trifoliorum
Lineage: Eukaryota; Fungi; Ascomycota; Leotiomycetes; Helotiales; Sclerotiniaceae
Source: the annotation of a GenBank genome assembly